Impatiens glandulifera is the source of this 2042-nucleotide messenger RNA. RefSeq names its product peroxisomal membrane protein PEX14. NCBI's taxonomy places the organism in Eukaryota, Viridiplantae, Streptophyta, Magnoliopsida, Ericales, Balsaminaceae. Gene Ontology annotation, cellular component: peroxisomal importomer complex; peroxisomal membrane. The coding region runs from base 231 to 1895 and encodes 554 amino acids. Gene Ontology annotation, biological process: protein import into peroxisome matrix, docking. Gene Ontology annotation, molecular function: signaling receptor binding. The transcript has 13 exons. The record is from RefSeq and is a predicted model, not a curated record.
CAACUCUCUUUCUUUCUCUCUCUUCUUCAAGAAAUAAUGAGUUGGGGAAGAUUGAAUUUGACAGUGUGAACGCUUCGAAAUGAGCAACAACCGCCGCUAUCUGAUCUUCAUCUCAGCUAUCUGAUAUCGCCGUCGCCGUCGCCGUCGUCCUCGUCGGAGCACGGUUCACUUCGAGGUCUGGAUUUUCCGUUACCUGACUUUCUUCUUCUAUCAUCGUUUUUGUUUUCACUAUGACGACGCCGUCUCCUCCUACUCCGACCGACAACAAUCCACAAGUUCAAGAGGCUGUGCAACCAACUCUUGAAAAUCAGGAUGCUGUGAAAUCAGAAACUGUCAAAGAAAUUUCUCCACCAUCUGUGUUUGUAAACAGAGAACCAAUUAGGGAAGACCAAGUUCAAAAUGCUGUGAAGUUCCUUUCACAUCCAAAAGUAAGAGGAUCUGCUGUUAUGUAUAGAAGAUCUUUUCUUGAGCAGAAAGGUCUAACAAAAGAAGAGAUAGACGAGGCUUUCAGUCGUGUUCCUGAUCCCUCCCCUACUAUUUCAAGUUCUGCACCAGGAGGCACAAAUCAAGAUGCACAGAUUAAGUCCUCGUCAAAUUUUCAACCACAAGCUCCAAGCCAAGCUCUGCAGCCUGCAGCAGUUGCUCCAGCUGGUACCAUUGCUAGAUUGACAUCAGCUCGGUUCCAUUGGACCCAUGCUCUUCUUGCUGUUGGAUUUGUUGCUGUUUCUGGUGCAGGAACAUUUGUAGUUUUCAAGAAUGCUGUUAUUCCUAGAUUGAAAUCUUGGAUACGUAAGGUUGUUUUGGAAGAAGACGAAGAGAAUGGAAAGAAAAUCAGCUCAAAACAUAGUAUAGUCGAAGAAGCUGCUGCUGCUGCUAAAGAUGCUGCUAGUGCUGCUACUGAUGUGGCACGAGCCAGCCAGGAGAUGUUGCUUUCGAAAAAUGAAGAGAGAAAAUUCUUUGAGAACCUUAUGCAAAUGUUAGAUGUACAAGUUAAGGAGAUGAAGUUAAUGAACGAUGCAAUAAGGAAGCUGGAAGGUGACCAUUUCAAAGGUGACCAUUUACUAAAACAAGCGCAAGAUGCGUUCAAACGUUCCGCAGGAUCAGGGUAUUCCCAUGACAGAAUUCCUCCUUAUGUUGAACAAGACCACAGAGGAAUCAUUAAUAAUUCAAGGCAAUUAUAUGCUAAUGGAAAAGUGGAUGUUAACUCGCAUCCAGUAAGAGCUCCAUCACCCCCUGCACCAGUAGCGCCUUCUCCUGCACCUCAUCCACAGUCCUAUAUGGAUAUUAUGUCAAUGAUUCAGCGAGGGGAGAAACCUUCAAACAUCAAAGAAAUUGACGACAAGCCACCAAAUCCUCACCAGCCUUUACCAAACGCUAGUCUUGCACCAAGAACAAAGCCUUGGGAGACUAAUCAGGCUGCUAACAACUCAAGCAGGUUUUGGUCACAAGAAAGCAAUUUAGGCGUCAAUUACAACAUUCAAGCUAAUGGUCAGUCCAAUAAUCAAAAGAAUAAUGCCAGAAUUACUGAGAUCGAGAACGAUGAAGAAGAGCAGCCCAUAUUCGGGCCUUCAGCUUACUCCUCACAGGUAAACAACAAACCGGUUCAACGAUCAUGGGUCCCACCUCAAGCACCUCCAGUGUUAAUGCCCGAAGCAGCUGCUGCCAUUCGACAGCCCAAGAAAAUUCCUCCUCAGACAGCCCAGAAACAAACUAUUGAUGAUGAUAAAUUGGCUUCCAGCUCGUCAGACCUUACGGAUGAGUUGCAGAAGAUCACUAAGAUCUCUGAAUUAGGCGGUGGGGAUAGUUUUGUUGAGCAAAACUCCGAUAUCGGUGGGAAAGGGGGGUCGUCGGGGCUUAUCGAGAAUGAAAUACAGGAAGUAGAAGAAGAUUAUUAGGUAUGAAAAAACAUAUGAAGAAGGUAUACUUGUUCUAUUGAAUCUAUUAUAAGGUAAUCUAAUACCUGUAAACACCCAUUUAGAAAUCAGUUGAAUAUUUUUGAAUUAAGAAAAUAAGGGAAAAAGGUUUUCCUAUUACCUUUUUCA